CGGCUGUCUCCUUCCGUGACAUUUGAGGGACCCGUCUCUCAACCUCAUACCUCUCCUCUCCCCGCAGUUCAAGCAUCAUCUUCCUUGUGCCCGAGAUUUCCGCACUAGUCUAAAACCAUGAGCCUCGUUCACGUCGUCCUCUUCCAAUUCAAGGCUGAGGCCGACCCGGAAGCUGUCAAGGCUGUUUGCGCACGUUUUCUAUCGUUGAAAGACAAUUGCAUCCACCCUACGACCAAAAGGCCCUACAUUCUCUCUUUGAGAUGUGGAAAGGACAACUCGCCAGAAGGCCUGCAGAACGGAAUGACCCAUGGAUUCGUUCUCGAGUUUGCGUCUCCCGAGGAUAGAGACUAUUAUGUGACGACGGAUCCGGUUCACCAAUUGUUCGUCAAGGGCCUUGCAGAUGUGCUUGAGAAGCCUACUGUUCUAGAUUUCAGUGAUGGUGUCUACUAGGUAUCUGGUACUAGUCAGUAUAGACAGGCAAUGAAUCUGCCAUGUACUGGAACUGGCAACCUUCCCCGAUCGUCC
Molecule: messenger RNA, 525 nt
Organism: Chaetomium fimeti
Lineage: Eukaryota; Fungi; Ascomycota; Sordariomycetes; Sordariales; Chaetomiaceae
Product: stress responsive A/B barrel domain-containing protein
Exons: 3
Coding region: 118-450 (110 amino acids)
Source: RefSeq, a predicted model, not a curated record